AUGGAGAAAAAGAAAAGGACUCACUGGACAACAAACUAUCUGAAAAGGAUAAAGUCAACCGAAGUCACCCUAAAAAGACGGCAAUCAAAAAGGUCAAAAACUCUUCCUAAUAUACAUAAAGAAAUAGAAAUUAUGCCAAUAUUUACAAAAGAAAAAGAAGAAAAAGUACUUCGCACGCCGGAUAGGGUGAUUCAUACUCCCAAAAGGAAUUUAGUGUAUAUUUCACCACAGCACAACAUCACCAUCCCUCCCACGCCGCACGGCGCCAGCGAAGAAUAUAUUUCCGAGACUCGGUCAAGAAAAAGACUAUUCACGUAA
Messenger RNA from Nematocida parisii ERTm1, 318 nucleotides. RefSeq lists its product as uncharacterized. Lineage: Eukaryota; Fungi; Microsporidia. The transcript has a single exon. The record is from RefSeq and is a predicted model, not a curated record. The coding region runs from base 1 to 318 and encodes 105 amino acids.